AUGGACACCGGCGAACUGGACGUUUCCCGCGAUGAAAAUCUUCAGUAUGUGGCACAGCGAGCGAAAACAAACGUGUCUCUUGAGUUUCAUCUGUAUUCUGGGACGCCGCAUGGCUUUACGAACGUUUCUGUCGGGAUCAGCGUGACAGACCGGGCGCUGGAGAAUCAGCGCGUUGCAUUCAAUCACUUGUUAAAGGAUCUGACCAAGUAA
This is a messenger RNA of Penicillium macrosclerotiorum, 210 nucleotides long. RefSeq lists its product as uncharacterized. The transcript has a single exon. The record is from RefSeq and is a predicted model, not a curated record. The coding region runs from base 1 to 210 and encodes 69 amino acids. Lineage: Eukaryota; Fungi; Ascomycota; Eurotiomycetes; Eurotiales; Aspergillaceae.